Brassica oleracea var. oleracea is the source of this 1218-nucleotide messenger RNA. RefSeq names its product alpha/beta hydrolase domain-containing protein 17B-like. Bases 57 to 1151 code for a protein of 364 amino acids. The record is from RefSeq and is a predicted model, not a curated record. The transcript is spliced from 5 exons. Lineage: Eukaryota; Viridiplantae; Streptophyta; Magnoliopsida; Brassicales; Brassicaceae.
CUUCUUUACCCAUUCAAGCGCCACUUUUUCUUCCUUAAUACUCUCGACAGAGAGGGAUGGGAGGGGUGACGUCAUCAAUUGCGGCGAAGCUGGCUUUCUGUCCGCCGAGUCCGUCGUCUUACAGGCUCGUCUCCGACGAAGUGACGGGACUUCUUCUGAUGAACCCGUUUCCUCACCGUGAAAACGUGGAAGUCUUAAAGCUUCCGACGCGUAAAGGAACAGAGAUCGUAGCUGUGCACGUGAGACACCCGAUGGCUACCUCUACUCUGCUUUACUCACAUGGAAACGCAGCCGAUCUGGGGCAGAUGUAUGAGCUCUUCAUCGAGCUCAGCAUCCAUCUCAAGGUUAAUCUUAUGGGGUAUGAUUACUCAGGGUAUGGACAGUCUACUGGAAAGCCGAGUGAGAGCCAUACAUAUUCUGAUAUAGAAGCUGCUUAUAAAUGUCUUGAAGAGAGCUAUGGAGCAAAACAGGAAGAUGUGAUCCUUUAUGGCCAAUCUGUAGGAAGUGGACCUACAUUAGAUCUCGCUGCUCGGUUGCCUCAGUUGAGAGCUGCUGUUCUCCAUAGCCCGAUUCUUUCGGGUCUUAGAGUAAUGUAUCCGGUCAAGAAGACGUACUGGUUCGACAUCUACAAGAACAUCGACAAGAUCACACUUGUGAAUUGCCCGGUUCUUGUCAUUCACGGAACUUCAGAUGAAGUUGUUGACUGUUCCCAUGGAAAACAGCUAUGGGAACUCUCUAAAGAGAAGUAUGAACCGCUUUGGCUCGAAGGUGGUAGCCAUUGCGAUCUAGAACACUACCCUGAAUACAUCAAACACCUUAAGAAAUUCAUGACAGCCGUAGAGAGACCUCUCUCCUCGAGGGAGAGCACGUGCCAUUCAGAGAACCAGAGCAGCGAUGUGGAAAUGCCGAGGCAGAGCGUAGAUAGAAGAGAGAAGCCACCAAGGCAAAGUGUCGAUAGAAGGGAGAAAGAGAAACCGCCAAAGGGUCCUUCCAAGAAGAGUAAGCUGAGACUCACUUUCGAGCAGCAUUUAGAUCGGUCGAGGAGGAGCGUUGACCUCCACGACAAGUCAAGGAAGAGCGUUGGCCAUAAUCAUCAGACUGAGAGAGGGAGGAAGAGUGUUGAUAGAAUGGAUAGAGUACGGUCUGAAUAAAACGUACAUAUAAUUGUUACUGAACAAGAACAUUUGAUCUUGAUUGCAAUUCUAAUGCUUUUGUUUU